AUGUUAUAUGAUGAUAUAAUAAGUAGACCAGCUAGAUUUGCUUUAAUAUAUGCUAAAACUAUUUUAGUAUUAGCAUUAUCUGCAUUAUUUUCAGGUAAUAUGGGACCUGUUUAUGGUACUCUUAUAUCAGUUGGAAUUGGUUAAGUUAUUAAUGUUAUUUUAUCUAUUAUUACAGUUACAAUGAAAGCAUCACCAAUUCUUAAAUUUUUAGGUAUUUUAUUAACAAUUGCAAUUUCUGCUGUUUGUUGGUUUAUUGUAUUAAUGCUUUCUGCAAGUAUGGAAGAAACAUAAGUAUUUUUUAUUAUUAAUAUUAUUUUAGGCAAAUAUGUGGGCAGUUUAAUUUGCAUCAACAUAAGUUAUUGAUCUAAUCAUAGUUGAAUUCCUUGUUAUUUCUCUUAAACUUGCUAUCUAUCCUUGGGCAAUUAAGGCAUUAAAUAAUCCUGAAGAAAGUGCCUCUAAAUUUUUAGCCAAUUUAGUUUUUAUAAUUGUUGCCCAACCAUAGAUUUAGAAGUUUUUUGAGGUGGAAGAUAAACACGAAGAUAAUUUAGAAGCCUGA
Molecule: messenger RNA, 556 nt
Organism: Paramecium primaurelia
Lineage: Eukaryota; Ciliophora; Oligohymenophorea; Peniculida; Parameciidae
Source: the annotation of a GenBank genome assembly